GAAUAUUUCUCUUAAAUGUCUAACCCCCCCCCCCCAGGGUUCAAGCUGCCCAGACGGUUGCACCAGCUCAUUAUCCUGCGUUACUCGGAGCCCGACCUCGCCAUCGACUUUGACAACUUCGUGUCCUGCCUGAUUCGCCUGGAGACCAUGUUCAAGACAUUUAAAACUCUAGACACGGAUGCAGAUGGAGUCGUUUCUUUCAGCUUCAUGCAGUGGAUCUCUCUCACCAUGUUCACCUAGCAACCGGAAAACUUGCUACACCUCACCUCCGAUCUCCAACCUCUGAUCUCCUAAAAGUGCCUUUUUAGUGCUAGGAUUCACCCAACCAACACCCCCCACCCCCCCAGACCAGUUCAGCACAGGCUCUGUCUGUCUGUCAAUCUGUCUGUUACACACACUGAAACACACACACACACACUCUGACAGUCAUAGGUACAGACAGCAUGCAGCGCUAGUGCUGUCCACUAGAGGGCAGGCUUUCUAUUGUGUUUAUUGCUUUAUAAGGAUUGCAUGUUAAAGUGGAGACCGAGUUUCGGUGCCGAGCAGCUUCUUCUCAGCAAUUUGUUUUUUAAACACUUCAAUCAUGCCAACAGUUUCAGUUUGGUUGUUUUUUUCAGU
Polyodon spathula (Mississippi paddlefish) is the source of this 618-nucleotide messenger RNA. RefSeq names its product calpain-1 catalytic subunit-like. The record is from RefSeq and is a predicted model, not a curated record. NCBI's taxonomy places the organism in Eukaryota, Metazoa, Chordata, Actinopteri, Acipenseriformes, Polyodontidae. The transcript is spliced from 3 exons. The coding region runs from base 16 to 240 and encodes 74 amino acids.